Messenger RNA from Colletotrichum destructivum, 1183 nucleotides. Its product is annotated as Putative large ribosomal subunit protein uL10. Gene Ontology annotation, biological process: ribosome biogenesis; cytoplasmic translation; ribosomal large subunit assembly. The record is from RefSeq and is a predicted model, not a curated record. The coding region runs from base 153 to 1094 and encodes 313 amino acids. The transcript is spliced from 3 exons. Gene Ontology annotation, cellular component: cytosolic large ribosomal subunit. Lineage: Eukaryota; Fungi; Ascomycota; Sordariomycetes; Glomerellales; Glomerellaceae. Gene Ontology annotation, molecular function: large ribosomal subunit rRNA binding; structural constituent of ribosome.
AAUUUUCGGCUGGUGAAGCAAAAAGCUCGGUUUCGGGGGAGAGGUUCUUUUUUCUCUCCUACAACACAUCAACUUUUGAUACCCCAAUCCUAUCAAACAACACAAAAAAAUUCAUUUGCCCUUAAACAACCUGCCUUCAUAAAUAAGAAGAUAUGGGGGGCAAAUCUGCGAACAAGGCCGGCUACUUCGACAAGCUCAAGGGCUUGCUCGAGGAGUACAAGUCCAUCUUCAUCGUCACCGUCGACAAUGUCAGCUCUCAGCAGAUGCACGAGAUCAGACAGUCCCUCCGUGGACAGGGUGUCGUCUUGAUGGGAAAGAACACCAUGGUUCGCCGUGCCCUCAAGACCUUCAUCCCCGACUCCCCCGAGUACGAGCGUCUCCUGCCCUUCGUUAAGGGCAACGUUGGUUUCGUCUUCACCAACGCCGACCUGAAGGAUAUCCGUGACAAGAUCCUCGCCAACAAGGUCGCCGCCCCCGCCCGUGCUGGCGCCGUCGCUCCCUCCGAUGUCUGGAUUCCCGCUGGCAACACCGGCAUGGAGCCCGGCAAGACUUCUUUCUUCCAGGCCCUCGGUGUCCCCACCAAGAUUGCUCGUGGUACCAUUGAAAUCGUGUCGGACCUGAAGCUUGUUGAGGCCAACAACAAGGUCGGCCCCUCCGAGGCCACCCUCCUCAACAUGCUCAACAUCUCUCCCUUCACCUACGGCAUGGGUAUCGCUCAGGUCUACGACCAGGGCAACGCUUUCCCCGCCGAUGUCCUCGACAUCGGUGAGGAGCAGCUCCUCAAGGCCUUCAGCGGUGCUGUCACCACCAUCGCCGCCCUCUCUCUGGCCAUCAACUUCCCUACUCUGCCCUCCGUUAUCCACUCCUUCUUCAACGGCUACAAGAACGUUCUCGCUAUCGCCAUCGAGACCGAGAUCUCGUGGCCCGAGAUUGAGGCUCUCAAGGACCGCAUCGCCAACCCCGAUGCCUACGCCGCUGCCGCUCCCGUUGCCGCUGCUGGUGGUGCUGCCGAGACCAAGGAGGAGGAGAAGGAGGCCGAGAAGUCCGACGAGGAGUCUGAUGAGGAUGGCGGCUUCGGCGGUCUCUUCGACUAAAUUUGACGGGAAAUCGGUGAUGUUGCGGCUACUAUCUGGGCUACGAACAGGUUUACGACGAACGUGGAUCUUUAAGGCUUCAUAGAUGG